Cyclopterus lumpus (lumpfish) is the source of this 1912-nucleotide messenger RNA. Its product is annotated as vasoactive intestinal polypeptide receptor. The record is from RefSeq and is a predicted model, not a curated record. The transcript has 13 exons. Bases 1 to 1350 code for a protein of 449 amino acids. Gene Ontology annotation, cellular component: plasma membrane. Gene Ontology annotation, biological process: adenylate cyclase-modulating G protein-coupled receptor signaling pathway; cell surface receptor signaling pathway. NCBI's taxonomy places the organism in Eukaryota, Metazoa, Chordata, Actinopteri, Perciformes, Cyclopteridae. Gene Ontology annotation, molecular function: peptide hormone binding; G protein-coupled peptide receptor activity; secretin receptor activity.
AUGAAAAAAGUUGGACUUAUUGGAGUGCUACUGUUACCCCAGGCAAAAUCGUCAUCGGGGUGCAAUCCUCAUGUUAACCUUGUGAAAGAGGAGGAAAGGUGUAUGGCAGAUAUGCUGCUUUAUAAGUCACACAACGCAACAGAAAACAAUAUCAGCGUACACUGUAUGGGAAUGUGGGAUGACCUGAACUGCUGGCCACCUGCAUCUCUUGGGGAAACCGUCUCUCAGCCGUGUCCGGAGUUCUUCAACUCGGAUGAUAAAGUGCACCGCAACUGCACCGCCAGUGGCUGGACGGACCUGCUCAUCCCACACGAGGACGCAUGCGGAUACACUUUCAAUGAGACGCUCCACUUUCUUGGAGAGUCCUCAGACGCCCACAUGUAUUUCUCCUACGUGAAGACCAUGUACACCGCCGGGUACACGCUCUCCCUCAUCUCCCUCUCCAUCGCCGUCACCAUAUUCUGCCUGUUCAGAAAGCUGCACUGCACCAGGAACCACAUCCACAUCCAGCUGUUUAUCUCCUUCAUCCUGAGAGCCAUCUUCAUCUUCGUCAGAGACUCUCUGCUGUUCACCGAUGAGGAGCUCUACCACUGUGACUACUACCCGGUGGCAUGCAAGGUAGCGCUGACGUUGUCCAACUACUCCAUUCUGGCAAACUACAGCUGGCUGCUGGCGGAGGGCCACUUCCUGUUCACGCUGGUGAGCCGCUCCUUCUUCUCCCUGAGGAAACACCUCGCCUGGUACAUCGUCCUAAGCUGGGGCUUACCGUUGAUUGUUAUUGUCUCCUGGGGAUGUGCCAAGUAUUUUUAUGAAGACGAGGGCUGUUGGGAAACCAGGAAGCAUGAAUGGAUUUGGUGGAUUCUUCGAGUGCCAGUCCUUCUGACGAUAUCUAUGAAUCUCAUCUUUUUCUUGGGCCUUUUGAGGAUACUGGUGAACAAACUCCGCAUGCCAGAUGCACAGAGGAAUGAAUUCUGCCAGUAUAAGAGGCUGAUCAAAUCCACAUUUUUUCUGGUGGCUCUGUUUGGUCUGCAUUACAUCCUGUUUGUUUUCUUGCCUGUUGAAGUGAGCAGCUCCAUGUUUAAGAUAUGGACGUUUGCCGAGCUCGCUCUGUCCUCCACACAGGGUUUCGUGGUCGCCGUGCUCUACUGCUUCAUGAACGGAGAGGUGCAGCAUGAGUUCCAGAGGAGGUGGCGGAGGUGGCAGCUGACUCAGCACCUCCCCAGCCGGCGCCGGCAGCACCACAGCUCCAUCAGCCACAGCGGGUCUCCCCACACACAGGUGUCCCUGCUGCCCUGCUCUCCAGGCAGCCCGGCAGCCAGCGGACUCCCCGUGGAUACGGUGGACAUGUGACUCCAGUUAGGGCCGGCUCAUUUCCUCGCUCUCCUCGUCGAUACUUUAAUGGAUCCUGGCUUAUUUAAUGGAUCCUGGCUUAGUGCCGACGGUCGUAGAGUGCACAACUGCAGCUUGAGUGGUUGAUACUGUCGAAUGGGUAUUUUUCUAAUUCAUUUAUUUGGCGACGUAAGGAUGUGAAAUGCACUGUUGAGGCCCAGUUAGUUAGCUGGAGGCCUCAGACUACUCUUUUGUAGGUGACUAUACUCAAUACUGUUACAAGAUUAUUGUGGAAAUGAUUUGUUAAAGUCCAGAAGUAACAGAUAGAAAAUUGGAAAAAACACUUAAAGGUUUAGUAUCGCGCCAUUAAGUUCUGGGGUCAAAGAUGAGACAGAUUAGGAAAAGAAUGGUCCAAAUUGAUGAAGUAGAGACCAAUAUAUCCCGCCCUUUUGUCCCAAGUAUGGUAAAAGCUCCAAAAGGCCACUUGAUCCUACAUUUCCCAUAAUGCAACAGCAUCUUUUCAUGAAUGUCUGUGGAACUCAAUGCCCAAAGACUGUAACGCAGGCUUCCUGUUAUAUUUAUA